AUGUGCCAGCAGAGCCUGCUGGGGGACUGUGAGCCCUGUCCCCAGGGCAGGAAGCUGGGCAACAACAGGAGGGCCUUCUCCAAUGCUCAGUUUCAUGAAGAACCCAAGCCUGGAGACCUGAUUGAGAUUCUCCGCAUCGACUCCUCGCACUGGGCCCUCUAUGUGGGCGGUGGUUAUGUGGUCCACCUGGCUCCCCCAGGGGAGAACUCUGAGGCUGGCGCCCCCACCGGCUUAGGGGUGGUGAAAAGGCAGCUCCUGGCAGAAGUGGUGGGAAACUGCUCCUAUGAGGUCAACAACCACUUGGACCAUCUGUACAAACCACGGCCCAUAAAGGAGAUGCUCAGAUCUGAGAAGGAGAUGGUUGGUAAGGAGUUGGAGUACAGUGAUCUGAGCAGGAACUGUGAGCGCUUUGUCACUGAUCUGAGAUAUGGCAAAGCCCACAGCCGGCAGGGAAAGUCUGGGCCAACCCUGGACCAUGACACAUCUGCUAAGGCUCCAGAGAGCACUCUAAUGAGAGAUUCUCAAGGUCUGUGGCCUGUGUAA
Molecule: messenger RNA, 543 nt
Organism: Myotis lucifugus (little brown bat)
Lineage: Eukaryota; Metazoa; Chordata; Mammalia; Chiroptera; Vespertilionidae
Product: retinoic acid receptor responder protein 3-like
Exons: 4
Coding region: 1-543 (180 amino acids)
Biological process (GO): N-acylphosphatidylethanolamine metabolic process
Cellular component (GO): cytoplasm
Molecular function (GO): A2-type glycerophospholipase activity; glycerophospholipid phospholipase A1 activity
Source: RefSeq, a predicted model, not a curated record